AGGAUCGGGAGGUUACUUUGCUGAAUUUAGGUGAAACCAACUAUGUGGAACCAGUGGUAGAGCUUGAGGCAUCCUUUGCUUUGAACUUGUUUCCUGAUGGGUUUUUUAUUGGAAUACCUACUGAGGGUAUGCUCUUGCCUUUGCUAGGCGGUGUUCCAGUGUUGCAUCCUUAUGAUAGGUCAUCAAAGACCUUAUUCUCUGCUAUUGAAAAUGGCUGGCUUCCUGGAGAUAUCCUAGAUGACAUACCUUGCAAGUACCUCAAUGGAACCAUCAUUUGUGAGCAGGUGUGGGACUAUCGAUCCUGUAUGACUAAAUUGGGUGAUAAUGAACCCUCGGGAGAUGAAUUUCCAAAAUUGAAGAAAGUUAACCUAAGAAUGGGCAUGGAAAAUGUUGUCAAGGACAUGCUAUCAAUUGCAGAUGAUUCAUGGACUUACAAUGAUUUGUUGCAAGCUGAGUCCCAGAUCAUUAAGGCCUUGCGACCAAGACUUAAUUUGGAUCCAAAGCCGUUGCUGAACAGACUUUGCAGAAAUCCUGUUCCAAAAAUGCUUGAUUUAGGUAUACAGAAGAAAUCUACAGAAAAGCAUAAAGACACAGCAGAAACAGACUAUGCGUCUUCUCUACAUGUUUCGAGAAAUGUGUUAAGCAGCACUCAAGAGAAAAACUUGGUGAAUAAUUGCUCAUUAGAACAGGAGGAAAGUUCAGUUGUGAAUUGCUCAUUACCUAAGCCCCACUAUACGGCAUCUGUGUCUAGUUCAGGAGCAGUUCUUGAUAAAACUCUUGGAGUCUCUUGCACUACCCAGAAAACUUCUUUGCACAAUGGAAAGCUGAGAAUAUCCGCCGAACCUCCCUCUCCUCCACUAAAAAGGCCAAAACAAGAGCCACUGGAAAUGGUAUCUUCACAUAUUAAUAGUGAUCAAAGCAAGAUGCUUCCACGCCAGAAGCAACCGGAAGCUCCAAAUAUGCAGUACCUAAGUAAUGAAAGGGAGGAUAAUGUCAUGCCUGUGCCCAAAAUUUUGAAGCAAGGACCUGUAAAGUUUUCUAAUGUUAAAGAAGAACCCACUGACUUGGUAACUUCAUAUAAGGCUUAUAAGCCGUUGUUGAGGGCUAGUGAUGUUCAUGCAGUGCAAAUUACAAACAAGAUAAUGGCUCACGAAAAGCCUUUGUCACAUGGCAGAUCUCUUAGUUCUCAUUUGCAGUAUGGUAGUAACAGUCAUAAUGAUAGGUGCACAAAGAAGGAUAUUUCCUCUAGGAAAAGAAAAUCGUCAGAGGGCCCCCUAAAUUUUGAGUUGGAAGACAAUCAAACUAAAGGAGCUCCAUGCAGCUCAUAUCCAGCUAGUGCUGGUAUUGGGAUUCACAAGGAUAAAGCUGCAAUAGUUUCUACAGAUUCAAUUGAGAAGGUCCCGAUAAGUUCAGCUCCAAAAACUUCUGUUGUGCAAGCAAAUCACUCUAAAAAACGACGGAAGAAACCUGAAGCUCUUAUAGAAGUUGCAGCUGGUACUUGUAACGCUUCAAAUGACAAUUCUUCAAUGGGAAAUACAUCUAUUCAGCCUACUGUGGAAACAAAUGUUGAUCUUGAUCCUGCUCUUCAUAGGAAGUUUUCAACAAUUGUAACAAUUAUCCAGAGGCAUGGACUAGACAACAAGAAGGCCAAAGUUGACAAAUAUUUAUCAAGAGUAUCAUUAUCUAGUUGCUUCCUACUACCAGACAAAGCUUUAAGGCUUGAGGACACUGAAGAAUGCGGGUCUUUAACAGAAAAUACGUGUAUGUCAAAGUACUUAAUUGGUGGGAGUAGGAAUGCUUGCAAGACCCGAAUACUAACAUUUCAACGUGUAAGGUUCUUCUUUAGAGAUACUGGUAUCCCCUUUUGGGUUGAUGAAUCUCGCUGCAAACUUGUAUUGCUCGAGUUUGAGGAGCCACAUGUUCAUGAAGUAGCAGUAGAAAUAAUCUUUGAUCAAGGGAAGCGCUUUAAUAUUGCUAUACUUCCUAGCUCUCAUCAUGCAGAUGUCUUUGCUGCUCAAUUCACUAGGCUGAUGAAACGCGAUGGAUAUGAGCUUUUGAAUGAUCAGUUGCAACGCUCCUCAUCUAGUAUUGCUAAUGCUCUUUGUGGUAGCUCUGUGGCUGCCACUUUGCCUAAUAUUACCCGGCUACCGUAUGCAACACCUGCUUCCAACCAUUUAUUACAUCCAGCUGUUCCAUUCGGCAACAACUUGUCAACCAUAAACCUGCAGCAAUUUCCACUUCUGGAUAUUCAAUCCUUAAUAGGGAUGCCACCUCCCUUCUUAUCCUUAAUCCGGCCACAGCAGUUGGAAACUCUCUCUAACCUCAGUUCCAUGAGUCAGCAACAAUCAGAUUUCAACAAUCCAUUACCUUAUACCCCAAAAGCUUUAUCGGAUAAAAGAAAUGCGAGAAUUGGCAACGUAUUAAUAAACAACCCUUCAGAUAUUGGAAUUCUUUUGAACCGAGGGCAAUCAUACAACCAGGGAACUCACUUGGUGAGCAAUAAUAUGCUAAUACAGAAUUUUUCUCAUCGAAAUGAUGGGAUGAUAGGGGAUGCAUCUCUUCUGAAUCAGGCAUUGGGAAGAAGCUGCCUUGAUCAGUUCAAAUACAAAGCAAAGGCUCCAAUAGUUUUACCAGAAAGGGCGGCUAUGAACUUGUGCACCAACAACUACGACCUGUGGCAGCAGUUUUGUGCACAGCAAAAGGAAAAGUUAUCACAACUAACGUUACAACAGAAGGAGCAGCUGCUGCUGCUGCAGUCCAGCUUGUCCCUGAAGCAGGAUUCACCAGCUCUAACCAGGAUAAAUCAGCCUUUGUCAGUGAGUUGUAGUGAAGUGAGCAUGCAGUCUCGAGCUCACCAUGUGAAUGGUCAUGUUGCUACUGUGGGCAGCCCACAAAUUAGCUCCCAGACCAUUGGCUCUGGUAGUAGUGUGACAAGCACACCGGUUGAGCUAGGGGCGCCUAUCAGAGGAAGCGAACAUGGAAAAGAGAUUGUCGAAAUGUGAUAGAGUUGUCUUAUAGCUCUUUUUUUUUUUUUUUUUUUUUUUUUUUUUUUUUUUUUUUUUUUUUAAGUUUUUGCACUAUAGUUUUUGGUUUCGCUCUUGUAGAUAACUGAGUUUUUCCUAUUGUGUAAAUGGCAGUGCAUCAUUUGUAGAAUUUCAACCUUUUCCUUUUCUUUGCUUCCUUUUAAUUCACCAUGGAAACAAGUUAAAGACUUCCUGUUAUCCAACAAAGAUCAUUUUUUGUGUUAA
This is a messenger RNA of Ananas comosus (pineapple), 3248 nucleotides long. RefSeq lists its product as uncharacterized. The transcript is spliced from 12 exons. Bases 129 to 3002 code for a protein of 957 amino acids. NCBI's taxonomy places the organism in Eukaryota, Viridiplantae, Streptophyta, Magnoliopsida, Poales, Bromeliaceae. Gene Ontology annotation, biological process: regulation of transcription by RNA polymerase II. Gene Ontology annotation, cellular component: SAGA complex. Gene Ontology annotation, molecular function: transcription coregulator activity. The record is from RefSeq and is a predicted model, not a curated record.